CGUCAAAAAGAUUUGCGCCCAGCUCCAGCCCUUAUCGAGUAUAAGGGCAUGAAGUUCCUAAUCACCGAUCGGCCAUCAGACAUAACAAUUAACCACUAUAUAAUGGAGCUUAAAAAGAACAAUGUUAACACUGUGGUGCGUGUCUGCGAGCCCAGCUACAAUACGGAUGAGCUGGAGGCUCAGGGCAUAACGGUCAAGGAUCUGGCCUUCGACGACGGCACCUUUCCUCCGCAACAGGUCGUUGACGAGUGGUUUGAGGUUCUCAAGGAUAAUUUUAGAAAGUCCACAAGCGCCACACUAUCCUACUACAACAACAACAGCAACAACAAACACAAGCGUUUCUCGCUCAGACACAUACCAAAAACGGCUUCAAUGACAGCAGCCGCAGCGGCAGCCACAACCCGAGCCAGUCUCUCGGCCGCAGCAACAACAACAACAUUAACAACAACAGAUACAGAUACAAUGCCCCUAACAAGCGAGGCAGCUGCUAUUUUUAAUAAUACUGCAUUUCUUGAUUAUGAAACUUGUCGAUAUCAACAGAAUCCGGAGGCUUGCGUUGCCGUACACUGUGUCGCUGGCUUGGGACGUGCCCCCGUUUUGGUUGCACUUGCACUCAUCGAAUUAGGCUUGAAAUAUGAAGCGGCUGUAGAAAUGAUUAGAGAUAAACGACGCGGCGCCAUCAAUGCCAAGCAGCUGUCAUUUUUGGAGAAAUACAAGCCGAAGGCGCGGCUAAAGCACAAAAGUCUACACAAAAAUUCAUGUUCUGUGCAAUAGAUUUCCAAAACCAUAUGUAUAUUCCCACCAGAUAAAAAGUGUUCAUUUUUUCAACAAAAAAAAAAACAAAACAAAACUAAAAACAUAAAACAAAAAAGCUACAAAAACAACCAAACACGCAAAGCUAACAAAACUGUAAAACUAUAAAACUAAAACAAACUGUACAAUUGCAAUUAACACUUGGAAGAAAAGCUAUAGUUGAGAAAACAAAAUCGUAGCCCAGUUAUUAUUUAUACCAAAAUUCUCACAGUCGUAUCGUAUUUGGCAUCAAUUGUAUUUAUUGUAUGUAUUAAUUAAUGUAAUUUAUUUUAUUUGUAUUUUCAAAAAAAAAAAAAAAAAAAA
Molecule: messenger RNA, 1116 nt
Organism: Drosophila grimshawi
Lineage: Eukaryota; Metazoa; Arthropoda; Insecta; Diptera; Drosophilidae
Gene: PRL-1
Product: protein tyrosine phosphatase type IVA 1
Exons: 5
Coding region: 49-774 (241 amino acids)
Biological process (GO): protein dephosphorylation
Cellular component (GO): nucleus
Molecular function (GO): protein tyrosine phosphatase activity
Source: RefSeq, a predicted model, not a curated record